Phaedon cochleariae (mustard beetle) is the source of this 939-nucleotide messenger RNA. The record is from the annotation of a GenBank genome assembly. Lineage: Eukaryota; Metazoa; Arthropoda; Insecta; Coleoptera; Chrysomelidae.
AUGAAUAGUGUACAAAACUCAGUUGACGACGAUCAAGAAAAUAAUCAAUCAAUGAGGAGAAACGCGCAGCAGAGAAAACUCUCGUACCGAAGUCUAUUGAGUAAAGUUGAGGGGAUACAAGAAUCCGAAGAUGUAGGCCUACAGUCAGUCAAAGACAUUGGAGAUGUGAUACGUGAAGCCAAUUCACUUGAUACAGAGUGUAAUAUUGAUGACAGAGUUGACCAAGCUGAUGAGACUCUUUUGGACUGCAUGAUACUCUCAUCAGCUAGUAGUUUAUUGAAAAGAUGCAUAGAAGCAGUUGAUGUUUUUACCUCAACAUAUGAACAGAGUGAAUUCUCAAAUAAAAUAAUUGGACAUAUUCAAGAUGAAGAUAGUGAGGAAAUGAAAGAUACAGAUUUAUUGAAACUUCUAGAAGAUUCUAGGGUGAUCAUACCAAAAAUACCUGAUUACUAUUAUGUGUAUGGAUCAUAUGAUUUAAACAAUUUACCACAACCUAAACCAAAGAAAGAAAGAGUGAAAGCAACCAAAGAAAAAUUGCAAAAGAAAGAACCAGAAAAAAUUACCACUGUUGAAAAGGAAGAAGAAGGGAUAGAGGAAAUUGUCAAAGUACUAUAUGAUGUUCUGCUAGUGAAAUAUAAUGAAAAUGAUAGGGAGCCUAUCAAAUAUUAUGAUUAUAUCAUGGAUACUGAUGAUUUUGCCAAUACUGUGCAAAAUAUGUUUUAUUUUGCAUUUUUAAUCAGAGAUGGCAGGGCUCAUAUUGAUCUUGACAGUAGAGGGGAACCAAUAAUAAAACCAAUUGGGAAAAGAGAUUUAAAAGCAUUCAGAGAUGAUGGUGGUGUCAAUACUCAAAUCAUAAGUUCUAUCAACAUGGAUCAGUGGCAGAAAUUCCAGAAACAAGGAUAUUUGCAGCAGCAUAGAAAAGAACAAUCCACACCAUGA